AUGGAAUUAUUAUCCGAUGAAUAUUGCUAUUAUGAAAAAUUGAAAUGUCAUGAGAAUAAUGACCGAAUGGAAUGUUCGAUAUCCGAUCAAAAUAAUCAAUUCUAUAGUGAAAUAAUUUAUGGAAGAAAAAAGGAAAUCCUGUUAAAAGAAGAAAAUACGUUAUUUGGAAUAAGAAUUACAAUGAUUAUUGCCAUUAUGAAUCUGUCGUUAGGAGAAAUUACUCAGGACAAACAUGAAACGAUAGAUAACGAUCAUAUCAAAAUCGAUUUGAUAAUUCCUGGUACAAAGAAUUCAAUGGAAUUUGAAAUAAGUGAUGAAUGUUUUCAAGAUAUUAAUUAUCAGCCAACAAUUUCUUCAGGUCAAAUUACAUCUCCUGAUACAGAUACAUCGUCUCAUUACACUUGUAUGGAUGAUUGA
Molecule: messenger RNA, 417 nt
Organism: Loa loa (African eye worm)
Lineage: Eukaryota; Metazoa; Nematoda; Chromadorea; Rhabditida; Onchocercidae
Exons: 5
Coding region: 1-417 (138 amino acids)
Source: RefSeq, a predicted model, not a curated record